UAAACAGAUACCUAAACAAUCUUAUUAUCAAUUCAUAUGAACUUUCUAAACCAUAGAAGAUCGUCUGACGAUGAUAUAGAUUCAAUAUCAGAUGCUGGAGGUGGGAACAAUUCCAGAUCAGCCACGGCAAAGUCACGUAAACCUCCUAAUACCGCAUUCCGUCAACAAAGAUUGAAAGCAUGGCAACCAAUUCUUACACCAAAGAGUGUAAUUCCAUUGUUGUUUGUAUUAGCAAUGAUCUUCACCCCAUUGGGUAUAGCGAUAUUGCAUACUGUAUACAAUGUAGAGACGUUGCAAGUGAACUAUUCUGCGUGUGAAGAACUCACUGCAAAUCAAGCAUUUACCGCAAUUCCUUCAAAAUUUGUCACAAAACAUUUAAGUGGUAAUUUAGAUUUAAAAUGGAAAUUAGUAAAUGAUACAACGAGUGGUAAUGGGGUUUUUGAUCCAGUUACGAUGGAACCAAAUGGUCUGUCCAACGGUCUUACAUGUCAAGUACAAUUUUCAUUAAAUAAACCAAUCAAACCUCCUAUUUAUCUUUAUUAUCAUCUUACAAAUUUUUAUCAAAAUCACAGAAAAUAUGUUGAAUCAUAUGAUUUAGGACAAUUAAGUGGUAAUGAUGUUGGAUUAAAUGAUCUUGCAUCAAAAUGUAAACCAUUACGUGGCAAUGAUCAGGGGAAAAUAUAUUAUCCUGCAGGACUUAUUGCCAAUUCAUUCUUCAAUGAUACCUUCCUGUCACCAGUGUUACUUAAUGCACAAUCGCUGGAUAAUUAUGAGGUCUAUAACAUGUCUUCAAUUGGGAUUUCUUGGUCACUGGAUAGAAAUCAUAAAUAUAAAAACUCUACAUAUGAUCUUGAUCAAAUCGUUCCACCUCCAAAUUGGUCAAAAUUGUUCCCUAAUGGAUACACAAGGGAGAAUUUCCCAGACUUGAGUAAAUGGGAACACUUACAAAAUUGGAUGAGAACAGCUGGAUUACCUAAUUUCUAUAAACUUUACUCCAAAAAUGAACAUGACACCAUGUCUUCUGGAGUUUAUCAAAUUGAUAUCGCCUUAAACUAUCCAACAUCUGGAUUUGGAGGAAAAAAGCUGCUUGUAAUAACCACCAAUCUGAUCUUUGGUGGUCGUAACCUCCUGUUGGGUGUUAUUUAUAUCAUUGUUGCUGUGAUUUGUCUUGUAUUGGGGGUUGCAUUCUUACUUCAACAUUUGAUAAAACCAAGAAGAAUAGGUGACCACACCUAUUUACAUGGUGGUAAUGUUCGUGAUGCUUUAUAGUUUUAAUAUAAACUGUGAAUGAAUGAAA
[Candida] anglica is the source of this 1297-nucleotide messenger RNA. NCBI's taxonomy places the organism in Eukaryota, Fungi, Ascomycota, Pichiomycetes, Serinales, Debaryomycetaceae. The record is from the annotation of a GenBank genome assembly.